UCUUGUUUCCGAACGGAGGAGCUCUCAUAAGCAAAAGGAGGAAUUUCAAGAAGAGGCUGAAGAAUCAAUUCUCGACGAUCAGGAAAACAAGAAAAUGAUCGGAAAAGAAGGAAGUCUGGAACUGCUUACGCUGCUCAACGCCGGAGACCAUCGGACUUUCAAUGAAAUCUUCAAUGAUUUCAGUUCCAGACUCCCUCGCCAAAUGCAUUUCAAAUUCUGUUGCGCCCUAGCCACUCUCAUCCAGGAAAAGGAGAUGCUUAAACCUACUCAGCGGUUGGUUGCAUUUUCCAUUCUUUUUAUGAACUAUUCUAAGCAGCAUCCGUCUUUUAAUCCAUUCAUACAUAUGCUUGUAAAUAUUGCAUGUGAUGAUGGUGCUAAAGAUGUUGAACGUGCGUUUAUCUUGUGGUUUCUCAAUCCAACAGGCGAUCUUAGAACAGAGAUUCCUGGGAUGUCCGCCACAUUCUAUAUCAAUGCGUUUGAUCCUUCCUUACUUGUAUUGCCUCAAAAAGAGCAGUUGAAGGAGCAGUACUGUAGGGAAGUACAACCGGAGCCUUUUAGCUUUUUCAAGAACACUUAUGUAAGAAGUUUUAUUUCGGAUCCUGACUUGCCUCGUGGUUGUGAUGCAAAUUCACAAGAGUUUGAACUGCGUCCUGGAAUGAAACCUAAGAUUGGUUCUGGAGACCGAAAUGAAACCUUGUCUGAGUUGUUGCAGACUUCAUCAUUGGAAGGAGUCGGUCCUCGUUGGAUUAGACCUGUUCCACCAAGGCUUCCUGUACUAGAUGAUGAAUUGGUUUGGCUCAAUCCUGAUAAUACUCAUGAACUUUUAUGGGAUUACGGAAUGUGUGCUGAUGCUAGUAGAGGAGCUGCUGUGAGAGAUCUAAUUGCAAAAGCCUUAAAGGGGCCUCUGACACCUACUCAACUGGAGCAAGUCCUGGUGGAGUUGACAAAUGAUCCCAAGCUUGUUCAUCACUGUGGUGUGACACCAAGAAAGCUUCCGGAACUUGUAGAGAAUAAUCCCAUUAUUGCAGUUGAAAUGCUUUUCAGAUUGAUGAAUUCACCUGAAAUCUCAGAAUAUUUCACUGUUCUUGUCAAUAUGGAAAUGAAUCUGCAUUCUAUGGAAGUGGUAAAUAGGCUGACCACGGCAGCUGAGCUUCCAACUGAAUUUGUACACAUGUACAUCACACAUUGUAUUUCAUCCUGCCAGAAUAUCAAGGACAAGUUCAUGCAGAACAGACUUGUGAGACUUGUGUGCGUCUUCUUACAGAGCAUCAUCCGCAAUAAAAUCAUCAAUGUUCACGAUCUUUUUAUCGAAGUUCAAGCCUUCUGUAUUGAGUACUCGCGCAUAAGGGAAGCAGCUGGACUGUUUAGGCUUCUGAAAACCUUGGAGUAAUUCUCUCCAUUUUUGGCCCAUAUCUACUAGUCAUUCCAAUUUGAUGUAUAUAAUAUCUUUUUUUCUUGAACCAUUCAUUGAUUGAAUUGACAUGUGCAAACAAUCUGCACAUCCAUUUGCUUCCAUUGAUUAGUUUGUUUGUGCCUUUUUGGUUCUCCAUAAGCUCCCAUACAAAAUGGUGUAGGCAUAGUAAUAAAGAAGGAAUCUCAUGGUAGACUUUAUGUUCUA
Impatiens glandulifera is the source of this 1618-nucleotide messenger RNA. Its product is annotated as CCR4-NOT transcription complex subunit 11-like. The transcript is spliced from 12 exons. Gene Ontology annotation, cellular component: CCR4-NOT complex. NCBI's taxonomy places the organism in Eukaryota, Viridiplantae, Streptophyta, Magnoliopsida, Ericales, Balsaminaceae. The record is from RefSeq and is a predicted model, not a curated record. The coding region runs from base 95 to 1390 and encodes 431 amino acids. Gene Ontology annotation, biological process: mRNA catabolic process; negative regulation of translation.